CAUUCGACCACGAAACAUAUUAUUAACGUAAUAGUAGAAUUUGAUCUGUUAACCAAAAUAUGGCACAGUUCUUUUAUCUUCACUGUUUCCCCAUAUUAUGUUGAUAUUAUUUUAAUUUGUAUCGAUCAGAACACAUAUAUCAUCCGUUGCAUUUGUAUAUAAUCAGCAUUUUGAUUGCUCUAGUUAGAUUUUCAUAUAGCUCUUAUCAACAUUGUUUCACCAUACGAACGAUAUAGGUAACAGUAUAAUUUUAACGUUACCAUUUAUUCAAUACCAUUUGUUGUUUGCAUGAACUGAGAACGACUACUCCUCGAGGUCAAAAAUAUUAACGCAGUUUACUUAUAAGUAAGAAAUACUGUUGGGUGAACAAUGGAAGUUGAAUAUCGAGAAGGAAUUCUCCAUAUUAAUUUUGAAAUACAAGAAGAAGAUAUUGAAAAUGGGGCGCUAGAAAUUUUAAAAGUUAUAAGGCCAGACUGGGAGAAAAACUAUAUAACAUUGAAGCUGUUGACAGAUGGGAUAACCAAUAAGCUGGUCGGAUGUAAACCUGAAGGCGCAGAAGACGAGGAAACGGUUCUAGUAAGAAUAUAUGGAAGAAAAACAGAUUUGAUUAUAGACAGGAAAGCAGAAAAAAGAAAUAUGAUUCUCUUGAAUAAAGCUGGAAUCGCUCCAAACCUGUAUGCUUCAUUUACAAAUGGAUUAACCUACCGAUUCUUACCUGGCAUUACAUUAAAUAACAAAUCAGUAAGAGAUCCAGUUAUCAGCAAACUAGUUGCGAGACAUAUGGCUGUAUUCCAUAAAAUUAAACCGAGUGAAGAUAAUAGAGAUACCUUCAUAUGGGACAAAAUUACAAAAUUCAUAGAAUUGGUACCGGACGUUUUCUCUGAUUCGGACAAAAAUGAAAGAUACAUAAAAAAUGUCCCCCACAAAUCCAUAAUUGUACAAGAAGCAUACAAAAUGAGACAAAUAGUAGAAAAUUUAGGAAGUCCGAUUGUUUUCUGUCAUAAUGACCUUUUAUUAGGAAACGUUAUUUAUAAUGAACAAGAAAACAAGGUUACAUUUAUAGAUUACGAAUAUGCAGCACCCAAUUACCAGUCGUUCGAUAUUGCUAACCAUUUUGCAGAAUUUGUAGGAUUAGAUAAAUUUGACUAUUCAUUAUACCCUGACAAAAAAUUCCAAACAAGCUGGAUACGUACAUAUUUAACAGAAUUAGAAGGAAGCGAACCAACAGACGAACAAAUAGAAACAAUAUAUGUUCAAGUAACUAAAACAGUGUUACUGACACAUAUAUUUUGGGGAAUAUGGUCAUUAGUACAAGCGGAACACUCAACUAUAGAUUUUGACUACAUGGGAUACGCUGCUGUACGUUUUAACGAGUACUUCACAAAAAAAGAUAAGUUUUUGAAUCUCGAAGCAUCUAGCUGAUUACUUUAUAUCCAAAGAUGUUCUUUGAAGAAGCCAUUUGCGUCCAGACCCAGAAAACUUUAUUUAGAAGAUAAUCAAGCAGCUAAAGACAUAUUCUAAGUGAAAUGAUUAGUUACUAGAAAUCGAUUGUUUUAUCUUGUUGGUUUACUCAAAUAGUGUAUUAUAUUGAAAAAAAUAUGUUGUAUAUUGUAAUAAAAUCAAUUUUAA
This is a messenger RNA of Diorhabda sublineata, 1629 nucleotides long. It is a transcript of the gene eas, whose product is annotated as ethanolamine kinase 1. The transcript has 7 exons. Bases 370 to 1422 code for a protein of 350 amino acids. Gene Ontology annotation, cellular component: cytoplasm. The record is from RefSeq and is a predicted model, not a curated record. Gene Ontology annotation, molecular function: ethanolamine kinase activity. NCBI's taxonomy places the organism in Eukaryota, Metazoa, Arthropoda, Insecta, Coleoptera, Chrysomelidae. Gene Ontology annotation, biological process: phosphatidylethanolamine biosynthetic process.